This is a messenger RNA of Saccharomycopsis crataegensis, 1563 nucleotides long. RefSeq names its product Van1p (gene VAN1). The transcript is spliced from 2 exons. The record is from RefSeq and is a predicted model, not a curated record. NCBI's taxonomy places the organism in Eukaryota, Fungi, Ascomycota, Saccharomycetes, Ascoideales, Saccharomycopsidaceae. Gene Ontology annotation, biological process: cell wall mannoprotein biosynthetic process; protein N-linked glycosylation. Gene Ontology annotation, molecular function: alpha-1,6-mannosyltransferase activity. The coding region runs from base 1 to 1563 and encodes 520 amino acids. Gene Ontology annotation, cellular component: mannan polymerase complex.
AUGAUAAAACAAAAAAUGAUGAGACUUUUUGGGAAAAAUGACGAGACUAGGUCCAACAAAAAAUCGGAUCUUCCAAUAUCAGAAAGUGACAAAUUCAAACCUCUUCGACAUUCAAGGCGUCAGAAGCUUGUCAAAGUCUCAUCCUAUCUUACAGGGAUGAUACUUGUCAUAUACCUUCUCGUCAGUUGGUGUAACAGAAACCCACAGGCCAUUGAUAUUGAGGCUUGGUCAUUGUACCAUCGUACAGCUGGGUUUUUCUCGGGAUUAUCGCAUGAUAUCACCAAUUGGCAACAAGAUCAAGAUGAACUAAAAUUUCCUGAUUCUAAAGGAGGUUUCCUGGCCCUCAAGGCCGAAGAAAUGGCCAAUACUGAUGAUUAUCGUCAUUAUACCGUCACUGCUGACGGAGUCAAAGAAGAACAUAGAUCCAGUAUGAAAGAAGUUGAAGAUGAACUCCAUAAAACUGUGGCAUAUUAUGACUUGAACGAAUUCCAAGGGCAUGCCGAAGGGUCAAACCAAGGAGAUGUGGUAUUAUUGUUGAUCCCUUUGAGAAAUGCCGAGCAUGUGUUGCCAUUAAUGUUCAAGCAUUUGAUGAAUUUGGAUUACCCUCACUCGCAAAUUGAUAUUGGGUUUCUCGUCAGUGAUUGUUCUCCUGGUGAUCGGACUUUGAAUAUGCUAUUUGAAUAUUCGAUUUUAUUGCAAAAUGGAAGUUUGAUGAACGAUUUGGUGGCGCAUGAACAAGAAUUACGAUCACAACAACUCCAAGGAUCAUCUGAUUUAUACUUAAAGUACAUGCCAAAAGAAUAUUUGGACAAGAUCAGUAAGCAAUUCAAACCACCAUACCAUAAAGAGUUUGACAAGCCAUUCAGAUCGGUUCAAAUCUUUGAGAAGAAUUUUGGACAAGUCAUUGGUCAAGGGUUCAGUGAUCGUCAUGCGGUUAAAGUUCAAGGGAUUAGAAGAAAGUUGAUGGGGAGGGCCAGAAACUGGCUAAUCAGCACCACCCUCAAACCUUAUCAUUCAUGGGUUUUUUGGAGAGAUGCCGACAUAGAAGAAGCUCCAUCAUCAGUAAUUCAAGACUUGAUGAAAUUUGAUUUUGACGUGAUUGUGCCCAAUGUUUGGAGACCUUUGCCAGAGUUUUUGGGUAGCGAACAGCCGUAUGAUUUGAAUACUUGGAUCGAAUCGCCGCCAGCAUUGGAAUUGGCGGCGACUCUUGAUGAAGAUGAUGUUAUUGUCGAAGGGUACGCUGAAUAUCCGACCUACCGAGUUCAUUUGGCGUAUUUGAAAGAAAAUGACGGAGAUAAGAAUGCCAUCAUUGAAAUGGACGGUGUUGGAGGGGUUUCGAUUCUUGCCAAAGCUAGAGUAUUUCGUCAAGGGGUUACUUUCCCGGCAUUUACGUUUGAGAAUCAUGCAGAAACCGAAGCGUUUGGAAAGAUGGCACGUAAGAUGGGGUUCAAAGUAGGUGGAUUGCCUCAUUAUGUUGUAUGGCAUAUUUAUGAACCUAGUGAGGACGAUUUGAAGGAGAUUGCCAGUAAAGAGAGGAAAAAGAGAAGACAAAAGCACCAAUAA